Molecule: messenger RNA, 1095 nt
Organism: Charadrius vociferus (killdeer)
Lineage: Eukaryota; Metazoa; Chordata; Aves; Charadriiformes; Charadriidae
Product: protocadherin gamma-A7-like
Exons: 1
Biological process (GO): homophilic cell-cell adhesion
Cellular component (GO): plasma membrane
Molecular function (GO): calcium ion binding
Source: RefSeq, a predicted model, not a curated record
GGCGACGUGGCCAAGGACCUGGCGCUGCAGCUGCCGCCGAUCCCGGACCGCGGUUUCCGCGUUGUCUCCGAAGGUAGGACGCAGUAUUUCGCUCUGCACGGGCAGACGGGACAUUUAGUGACGGCGGAGAGGAUAGACAGAGAGCAGCUGUGCCGACUGGUGGAGAAAUGCGUGCUGCGCUGUGAGGUGAUCGUGGAGGGGGAAAUGAAGGUGUACGAAGUCGAAGUGGCAAUCACGGACAUUAACGACAACGUCCCCAGCUUCCGGGACAUAGAAACGGAGCUCAGAGUAAGCGAGAUGACAGCCCCGGGCUGGCGGUUUCCCUUGAUCGAGGCUUACGACCCGGACGUGGGAGCAAAUGCCCUGCAGGGCUACAAACUGAGCGGCGACGAGCACUUCUCGCUGGCCGUGCAGGAGGGCCCCGGCGGGGACCAGCGUCCCGAGCUGGUGCUGGCGAAGGCGCUGGACCGGGAGGAGGCGGCGUUUCACGAGCUGGUGCUGAGGGCGAUGGACGGCGGAGAGCCGAGGCGGACGGGCACGGCGCGGAUCCGCGUGUCGGUGCUGGACGCGAACGACAACGCGCCCGUGUUCAGCCAGGCGGAGUACACGGUGCGUGUGCCGGAGGACGUGCCCGUGGGCUCCGUUCUCGUCACUGUUACGGCCAGUGAUCCCGACGAGGGCAUGAACGGACACGUGAAAUAUAGUUUCCAUAAAAUUUCAGACCGUGCGUCGGAACUUUUUCACCUGGAGUCUGAGACAGGAGAAAUAUCUCUAAAGGAAGAUUUGGACUACGAGGAAAUCUCCUCACAUGUACUCGAAGUGCAGGCUCGGGACGGAGGAGAGCUUUUCGAUACGGCGAAACUCUCGAUUGCAGUAACAGACGUAAAUGACAACAUCCCCCAGAUUUCUGUGAGGUCGGUGCUAAGUGAGAUCUCUGAGGACGCCACGCCGGGGACGGUGGUGGCCCUGCUGCACGUGCAGGACAGGGACUCGGGGACCAACGGCGACGUGCGGUGCUCCCUGGACGGCGGCGUUCCGUUCCGGCUGCGGAGCUCGCGGGGCAGUUACUACAGCGUGGUGACUGCACAGGAGCUG